AACCUAGAGGCGGGCGACUUUGGCAGUCCGGUGUGUGCGAUGGCGGAGCCGGUGAGGAAACGGGGUCGAUGGGCCCGAAGAGGCUGUGUCGGCCGAGGGACUCGGGGGGCCCGGGGCGGCCAGGGCCUGCGGUCUGGCGCCCAGCGCUCUCCAGCCCGGAGCUCCGAGGAUUCGGUACUUGUGGACUUGGUCAGCGACAGUGAUGAGGAAAUCCGGGAGGUUUCAACAACGCACGGCGCAGCGGACCCAGUCGAGGUCCCGCUCCCAGAGCCUCCGGUGCCGGCCGCGACUCGGGACGACAGCGACAGUGACAGCGAAGGGGCGGACGCAAGGCCGGCUGGAGCCCCUCCGGCCCUGGUCAGGCGGCGGCGGCGGCUACUGCUGGAUCCGGGGGAGGCACCGGUGGUUCCGGUGUACUCCGGGAAGGUGAAGAGCAGCCUCCACCUUAUCCCUGAUCACCUGUCCCUCCUGAAGCUCUGUCUCCCAGGGACUGAGGAAGAGGGGGAUGUGGCCGAUUCCAGCAGUCCCCAUGCUGAGGAUCCCCCGGUUCCAGAUUCUCCCUGGAAGAAGAAGCUGAGGAAUAAGGCUGAAGAAAGAAAUAAGAAAAAGAAGGUGUCUCCGGCUCAGGACACCUCCCCUUUGCCCCCACCUCUGCCAAGGACCAAAAGCAGAAAACAUACUCGGGCACUCCAGAAGUUAAGGGAGGUGAACAAGCGCCUCCAGGAUCUCCGUUCCUGCCUGAGUCCCAAACAGCGUCAAGGUCAGGACCACCUGAGCCAAGAUGAUGAGGUGGUCCUUUUGGAGGGGCCCAUCCUCCCAAGGAGCCCCCGACUCUUCCCGCUCAAAAUUCGGUGCCGUGCCGACGUGAUCAGAUUGCCUGUCAGAAUGUCGGAGCCCCUACAGAGUGUGGUGGACCACAUGGCCACCCAUCUUGGGGUGUCCCCAAGCAGGAUCCUCUUGCUCUUUGGAGAGACAGAGCUGUCCCCUACCGCCACUCCCAGGACCCUAAAGCUUGGAGUGGCUGACAUCAUUGACUGUGUGGUGCUAGCAAGUUCUCCAGAGGCCGCAGAGACAUCCCAUCUGCUGCAGCUGCGGGUGCAGGGGAAGGAGAAACACCAGACGCUGGAAGUCACGCUGUCUCGAGAUUCUCCUCUCAAGACCCUCAUGUCCCGCUAUGAGGAGGCCAUGGGACUCUCCGGCCACAAGCUCUCCUUCUUUUUUGAUGGGACAAAGCUUUCAGGCAUGGAGCUGCCGGCUGAUCUGGACAUGGAAUCUGGGGACCUCAUUGAAGUCUGGGAAUGAAACCCCACUCCCUAUUGUGAGCCCCAGCUGGACUUGGGGAGAAUGUCUGUCCCCUUUUGGCCCUAUAAAGGUUAGCUGAACCUGAGGCGGAACUUAUCUUUAAGCUGAAGCAAAAUCAAGGCAUGGUAUUUGAUCUCCUCUCCCGUGGGCCCUAAUUCCAAGCUGUUAGUAGCUGGUUAGUUGUGUGGUCAUCACUGCUGCCCUGGGUGCCCUGUGUCUCCACUCACAUGGUGUGGUGAGUUUUGCAAACUCCUGGGACAUCCAUUACGCUCACCCUUUCACUUCCACCCUCAUCGUUUCCUUCACCAAAAUGUCUGUUUUAUAAAACUGCUCAUGUUUGAAGAGCGAGUUGAUAAAUUAGCGUUGAGAAUGGGAUUCUGGGCCUGGGAUGUACGCCACGUCUAGGACCAGCAGUGGCCUCAGCUUCAUGUGGGGAUAGGUAGUGAAGUUUGCUUGCAGCACAUACACAGGUGUGGUUCCUUGGCUUGCAGGAAAAGAGAUGAUCGAGCUCACACAUGCAUGAGCUUAAGCACAGGCAGGCUGUGGGUUACCCCUUGGAAGGAUAUUGAAGGUUCUCGGCCUCGGGUAUCCAACUUACCACACGACUCUCCCUUUUUAGGCCCCUUCCUGAGGCACACACAUUAUUUAAGGCAUAACUGAGCACAGGCAGCCUUUUCUUUUGGACCUCAGAUUCUAGUCCGUGCAAGGCUUCUCUGGUCUUCCAGCUUUUCUCCCCUUCCUCAUGUCAUCCUCUCCCAUAAUCAUCCAUGCUAGCGUGUUGAUGACAUGUCUUUGAAUAUGAAUGUAUCCUUGUAAAAUGCAGUAUUCAACGUGUGAAUAUCCUCCUUAUAUAUGUGGUAUUGUGCUAUAGAUCUCGUGUGGCUUCAUUUUUCACUUAACAUGUAUUACUUGUUUUACAUCUGCUUCAUCGCUUUGAACUGGCCUGUCACAUUCCACAGUGGGCGCCAGCUGUGUGUUACGUGUUCACUCGUGGAUUCC
Molecule: messenger RNA, 2301 nt
Organism: Pteronotus mesoamericanus
Lineage: Eukaryota; Metazoa; Chordata; Mammalia; Chiroptera; Mormoopidae
Gene: NFATC2IP
Product: nuclear factor of activated T cells 2 interacting protein
Exons: 8
Coding region: 40-1302 (420 amino acids)
Biological process (GO): cytokine production; positive regulation of transcription by RNA polymerase II
Molecular function (GO): protein binding
Source: RefSeq, a predicted model, not a curated record